Phyllopteryx taeniolatus (common seadragon) is the source of this 6051-nucleotide messenger RNA. RefSeq names its product MET proto-oncogene, receptor tyrosine kinase (gene met). Gene Ontology annotation, molecular function: transmembrane receptor protein tyrosine kinase activity; ATP binding; protein binding. Gene Ontology annotation, biological process: nervous system development; cell migration; phagocytosis. The transcript has 22 exons. Bases 238 to 4473 code for a protein of 1411 amino acids. Gene Ontology annotation, cellular component: membrane; signaling receptor complex. The record is from RefSeq and is a predicted model, not a curated record. Lineage: Eukaryota; Metazoa; Chordata; Actinopteri; Syngnathiformes; Syngnathidae.
CGCGCACGCAGCGGAGCGGCAAAGCGGCAGCAUCGUGUCGGCUGCGCGCACGCAUCGCGCUCGCUCCUCACUGGGGAAAGAACGUCAACAAACUGUUUUUGUUUGCUUUUUAGUCACCAAAAAGCAAGAAGAAGAAGAAAAAGGACGCGUUGGAGAAAUUGACUUUGCUUUACUUCUGUUUGGACUUACUUGGUGAAGUUUCUUGCCCUGAAUAUGAUUUGAACGCCAACGAACAGGAUGAAUCUGCGCUUCGUGCAAACGCUGCGUGCCGUGUCGCUGUUGUGGUGGUGGCUGUGCUCGCCGGGGGCGUACGGCCAGUGCGACGAGCCGUCCGAGUCGUCCAAAGUCAACCUUUCGUCAGACCACCGUCUCCCAACGUUCACCGCCGACUUUCCGGUCCAGAACAUGGUGACGCUUGAUGGUAUUGUCUACGUGGGCGCCGUCAACCGGAUCUACGCGCUGGCGCCCAACCUUACCAAGCUGUCAGAGUAUCGCACGGGGCCGCUGUUCAGCAACGAGACCUGCGGGUCAGGCGGCGGCGGCGGCGAGGUAGACAACCACAAUUUAGCCCUGGUGGUGGAGAAGAUGUACGACAAAGGCUUGUACAGCUGCGGCUCGGCGGACAACGGCGUCUGCCGCCGCCACGUGCUGGACGACGACGUCAGCCCCAAGACGGUGGACGAGGACGUGUACUGCUUCGCCUCUGAGGUGGGGCUGGGCAGGGGGACACCGGCCGACGCCGACGUGGUGGUCGGUUCGUCGGGCUCACGGGUGCUCAGCGUGGAGAGCAACGUCAUCCUGUUCUUCGCGGGCAACUCUGAGAUUCCCGGUUCGGGAAGCCCGCCCGACGCCGCGGCUCGACCUCACACCGUCUCCCUGAGGAAGAUGAAGACGAGCCAGGACGGGUUCACCUUCUUCUCGGGCCUGUCCCACAUGGAUCUGAUCCCGUCGCUGCGUGGCAAAUACUACCUGCAUUACGUCCACUCCUUCCACAGUGGGCCCUUCACGUACUUCCUGACGGUGCAGCAGGUGAGUCGGCACUCGCCGUCUUUCCACACGCGGAUCGUGCGGAUGUGCUCCUCGGAUCUGGUCAUCCGCCGCUACGUGGAGCUGCCGCUGGAGUGCAUCAGCACUGACAAGCGCCGGCGACGCUCGGUCGAGGAUGUCAAGGUGUUCAACCUGCUGCAGGCGGCGCACGUGACCAAGGUGGGCGACGACGUGGAGCUGCAGCGCCAUCUGAAGGUGGAGGAGGGUGACGACGUGCUCUUCGCUGCCUUCGCGCGCGGCAAACCCGACUCCAGCGAGCCCACCGCCAACUCGGCCGUGUGUGUCAUGAGCAUCAAGCACCUCAACAACAUGUUCCAGAUGUACAUGCAGAAGUGCAACACAGUGGACCCGUACCAUUUCACCGGCUCUGAUGGCAGGGCCUGCUACAACAUGAGCUCGUCAGACGAGUGCGACCCGCACGAGGGCAUCCAUGAGGGCAAGGAGGGCAAGUACCGCCUGCAGGUGACCCAGUUUGUGCAACGUCUGGAGUACUGGCACAAGGAUCUCACCGGAACCCUGGUAACCUCCAUCAAGGUGCUACCUGUCCACGGGCGCGCUGUUGCCUUCCUUGGCACCGCCAAUGGACGCCUCAUCCAGGUUCGCUUCUCCCGCUUGGCCUCACCACACGUCAACCUGCGCUUGGACUCGCAACCCGUCACGUCCUCGGUGGCGCUGCUCAACGGACAGGACGGCGGAGCUCUGCUGUUGGCAACCGGGAACAAGAUCACCAAGGUUCCCCUGAUUGGCCCAGGCUGCGGUCAGCUGACGACCUGCACUUCCUGUUUACUGUCGUCGCGGGUGACGGAGUGCGGCUGGUGUGAUGGCCGCUGCACCCGAGCCCACCAGUGCCCCGUACCCUCCAUCUGGACACAGGAGUACUGUGCGCCCAUCGUCACCAAGGUGUCUCCGUCGUCUGGGCCACUUCGAGGCACCACCGUGGUGACCGUUUGCGGCCGGAACUUCGGCUUCGACCGGACAGAAAGCUUUAAGGCGUCGCUGGUGAGCGUGGAGCUGGCCGGCACCCCCUGCAAACUUCCCAAACAGGACAACCUUAACAGGUGGACUGAGAUGCAGUGUUCCCCCACCAUCGCUGGGAACUUCACCCCGUCGGGACACGCCGUCAAGGUCACCAGUGGACACAAGGUCGUGCACAUGGAGGGCGCCUUCACCUUUGUGGAUCCAGUGAUCGACAAGAUCUUCCCGACGUUCGGGCCCAAGUCCGGCGGCACCAUGCUGACCAUCACAGGUUCUUUCCUGGACACCGGCAACAAACAAGAGAUUACUGUUGGCAAGGCGGCCUGUAAAAUCCAGAGUUUGUCAUCGGCCAUGCUGACCUGCAAGACGCCGCCGCACGCGGUCCCGUCGGCACAGCCUGUCAAACUAACGGUGGACUCCGUAGAGCGCCACGCUCCCACCCUCUUCACCUACAACCAGGACCCUCUCAUCAACAGCAUCCGGCCGUCACGCUCCUUCAUCAGUGGAGGCUGCACGCUGUCGGCUCACGGCUUCUUCCUGCAGUCGGGCCUCCAGCCUGAAAUGGUCCUGACCACUGGACAAGAUGCCGUCGUCUUCCACGUGAGUUGCGUGUAUGGCGAGAACCGCACCUCCAUCCAGUGUACCACGCCCUCCCUUGCCAAACUGUCCCUGCCGCCGCCGGUGGUCACUAAGGUGGCGUUUAUCCUGGACGGUUACUCCACCGACCAGUGGGACCUUAUCUACGUGGAGGACCCCCUCUUCCAGGACCCCAAGCUCACGUCCAAGGACAACAAGAGCGUCGUGGAGCUCAAGGGCGACCACAUGGACCGGGAGGCGAUGAAGUGCCAGGUGCUGACCGUGUCCAACCGCAGCUGCGAGAGCCUCACGCUGGUGGGCAACACGCUGGAGUGCACCGUCCCCAACGAGCUGCAGGCAGCCACCGCCAAGGGGCUGCAGGUGGAGUGGCGACAGGCCGACUCCAUCCGUCACCUGGGCAAGGUGACGCUGGCGCAGGAACAAGACUACACGGGUCUGGUAGUGGGUUGUGUGCUGGUCAGCCUGCUCCUGCUGAUGCUCGCUACGUUGCUCAUGUGGCGCAGGAACAAGCGCAUUGACGAUUUGUCUGAGGUGUGGUACGACGGCCGCGGUGACAUCCAGCAUCUGGACAGGCUUGCUAGCGCCAGGGGUGUCAGUCCUACUAACGAAAUGGUGUCUCACGAGUCUGUGGACUAUAGAAGUACGCUGCUGGACGACCAGAACACAGAGCGACCCGAGACGUGCCGGGCAGUCCCCAUCCUGUACGGGUCCGGCCGGGAGCCGCUAUCUCCCCGAAUGGGGGCGCUGGCCCGCGGGUUUGGGAUGGAAAGCGAGCUGGUGUCGCCGCUGCUGAUGGCGCCGGUCCACAUCGACCUGACCAGUCUGCAUCCGGACCUGCUGAGCGAGGUCCAGCAUGUGGUGAUCGCCCGGGACAGACUCCUGCUGCACCUCAACCAAGUCAUCGGGAGAGGUCACUUUGGAUGCGUCUUCCACGGAACUUUGCUAGAGCCGAACGGUCAGAACCAACACUGCGCCAUCAAGUCUCUGAACCGCAUCACGGACUUGGAGGAGGUGACCCAGUUCCUGAAGGAGGGCAUCAUCAUGAAGGAUUUCAGCCACGCCAACGUGCUGUCGCUGCUGGGCAUCUGCCUGCCGCCCGAGGGCUCGCCGCUCAUGGUUCUGCCCUACAUGAAACACGGAGACCUGCGCAACUUCAUCCGUGAUGAGGGACACAACCCGACGGUGAAGGACCUGAUGGGUUUCGGCCUCCAGGUGGCCCGAGGGAUGGAGUAUCUGGCCAGUAAGAAAUUCGUCCACAGAGACUUGGCGGCCAGGAACUGCAUGCUGGACGAGAGCUACACGGUGAAGGUGGCUGACUUCGGGUUGGCGCGCGACGUCUACGACAAAGAGUACUACAGCGUCCACAACAAGAGCGGCGUCAAGCUACCCGUCAAGUGGAUGGCGCUGGAGAGCCUGCAGACGCACAAGUUCACCGCCAAGUCCGACGUGUGGUCGUUUGGCGUUUUGCUAUGGGAGCUGAUGACCCGCGGGGCGCCGCCCUACUCCGACGUCAACUCCUUCGACAUAACCGUCUUCCUCCUGCAAGGGCGCCGCUUGCUGCAGCCCGAGUUCUGCCCCGACUCCCUCUACACCGUGAUGGUGGAGUGUUGGCACCCGAAGCCGGAGCAUCGUCCAUCCUUCUCUGACUUGGUGUCCAGCAUCGCCGCCAUCUUCUCCAGCUUCAGCGGCGAACACUACGUCCUGCUCAACACCACCUACGUCAACAUCGACAAGAUGAGCCCUUACCCGUACCUGCUCGCCACCACCGACCCGGCGUCCUCGUCCUCCUCAUCUGAACCCCCCACCUCCCACCCGCUCUUGUUUUGCCACCCCGAGCGGGACUGUUGCGCCUGAGGAUUACGAGGGUAAGAACUACUGUGUGUCCCAACACUGGACAGAGGACAAGCUCUUAAUGUACAUAGAUUGUUUUGAUGGUCUAAAGUUACUGACUUCCCGGACGUUUUUGGGAGGAAGUCGGGAACCUUUACGGACGAGUGUUGUUCCCUUCUUGUUAAUGUGAAUUAUGCUCUAUGGAAAAAAAUGUUGCAGCUCUGCAACAAAAAUUAGACAAACGUCAAUGGUUCAUCUCAUCGUGACUUUUUGGGACAGUUGUGGCUUUUUCAGAAAUUCAGCCUCUGGAGCCAGCAACAUGGAAUUUCAGAGGCACGUCUAUCACAAGUAGACCCACAAAAAGGUCUCGAGGCUGUGCCUGGAAAUGUGCAGGAAGUCUGCCAAUUUGGUUUGGUAGCACCACCUGGAAUGUUUUGAAAAUUCUGAAGAGCAUUUCUUUGUUCUGUCUGUCAAUAUGCCUCACUGGCAUAAAUAGAUGAAUAAAGAUACAUUAUUUCUUGGAAAUAAAUCAUUUUUUGAGAAAUUAAUCAACAUUUUAUAAUUUCCCACGGCACACUAAUGUGGCCUGGCAUACUGGUUGGGAACCACUGACUUAGCCACAUGAAAUUUGGUAGGCAUGUAUAUUGUGAAUGAGUAGACCGACAAAAAAAAGACUGAAGAGGCCUUGCCCAAAGAGACACAGGAAGUCUGCCAUUUUGUUUUGAAGCAGACAUUUUAGGCUCAUUCUGGCCACUUCCAGGGGUCCCAACACAUUUUUUUAAUUAUUAUUAUGCCACCCAAAAAAAAUGCAGUUUUACUCAGCAAAAUGAAAUUUUGUAGGCAUUUCUAUCAUGAGUAGACACAAAAAUUCGAAAGAAGCCGUGCCCAAAAGGACACAGGAAGCCAGCCAUUUGAGGCUCAUUUUAGCCAUUUCAAAGGGUCCUACAAAGACAAACUCUUUCGAGAGACUUUGUUUCAUUGCUACUAAAUUUGAAGCACAUACACUAGACAGAUGGACAAUGCAUAAUUGCAAAACAUUUGAUAUUUCGUCGUAGCAUGUGGGGGUGCAUCACGGUGGCAAAUUUGGAGUCGAGGCACUGGAUGUCUUUGGUCAUCAUCAAAAUAAUCAUUGAUGCUGCAAAGUCACACAGCACCCUUCAAAACAUCGCAGAUUGGCCAGAAAUGACAAUUACACACAGAAUUUCCACAAUAAUUGUAAAUUGUAAAACAAAUUGUUGUUGUCAUCGACAGACUGAAUGUUUGCUCUGAGAAGAAAAUGUCUGUAUUAUAUUUGUAGCGGCGACACAGUGACGACGAACUCACUGCCAUGUUGUAAAUAAAAGCCUGACGUUAGCCGAUUUCAUUGUGAAAAAAAACGCAGACUGUGUCUUGUGUGUGUACGUGUGUGUGUGUGUGUGUGUGUGUGUGAGAGAGAGAGAGAGUCAAAACAAGCCUGGAGGUACAUGUUCAUCUUCUUAUGUGAUGUUAAAAAAAUAAAUCCACACCAGUUUCCUAUGUGCAUGCUUUGCUUGCUCUAAUUGAACAUCUUGCAUGAACACACCUGUACCGCACUCUUGUGUAAUUACACGGAUGUGAAUUAUG